UGACUGCCUGCUCUAGCACUGUCACAGCCGGGUGCUUUGUUUUGCUCGUCCGCAGCACAAACCAGAGAAAAUUGACAUUGAAAUUAAUCUAAUUUUUGCCCUGUAACUAUGCAAUGGCAACAAACGUGGAUUUUGAUUUGCAAAAGUUUCGGGUUGCAGAGGCACCUUGCACGAUUUACUACAUUCCUGAGUUCAUUUCCGAGUAUGAGGAACAGAUGCUAAUUAAGAACAUCUUAAAUGCUCCUAAACCCAAAUGGACGCAGCUGAAGAGACGACGACUACAAAAUUGGGGUGGACUUCCACACCCUAAGGGCAUGAUAGCAGAAAUAAUGCCCCAAUGGCUGAGUAGCAGUGUGGAAAAAGUAGCACAGCUGGAAGUUUUUGGAGACAACAAACCUAACCAUGUGCUAAUCAAUGAAUACCUCCCAGGACAAGGAAUCAUGGCGCAUACAGACGGUCCUUUGUUCUAUCCCACCGUGACAACUAUCUCCUGUGGUUCUCACACUGUGCUUGAAUUUUUCAAGCCUCGUAACAAUGAUGAUCUGGAAAGAAGAUCGGAUCAGGCUGAAAGCGAAAGCUGUGAUAUGCGAACAGAGGUGGUUGUAUCGUUGCUGCUUGAACCACGGAGUUUGGUGAUCGUGCAAGACGACAUGUACAGUCAAAUGCUGCACUCCAUUGCUGAGAGAAGUGUUGACCAGGUGUCCAGUGAGAUGAAAAUUGCAAACCGGGCAGCAUGCGCUAAAAGGUUCCAGGAGGAUGGCUGCUUUGAACGUGACACUCGCUACUCGCUUACCAUCCGACAUGUCCCCAAGACUAGAAAGUUCAAUUUCAAGUUUUGAGACAUCUUCAAUUUUGUUUAUCCUAUAAUUUGUCACAUCUUUCUGGAACUACAUAAAUAUAAUUUAUUUUCAUUUUUGUAAAAUCUUGUUUAUUAUGGUCUAUAAUUUCACACGUUUUUAAAUUUGAGCAUACAUAAAAAGUCAGAAUGUUUCUAUCCUACAACAGCAGCUGAUCCUAGAAUAGCGGAAGGAACUCCUACAACAAUUUUUACUGCCACGUCCUUGAAACCUUUCUCCACCUUUCUACCAAACUUCUUCAGAGACUUUCUUAACUUCUUCAAGCCUCGCUUACUUCGCACAUUCUCAGCAGCUUAAAUUGGUGGGUUAAAAUGUUUAUUUUGGGAUUUGAACAAAUAUAAUUUUACCUUCGUCUGAUUUUAACCGAUCAAUUCUGAAGCUAGCUUCUGCAAUUUGAUUGUUCUCCAUUUUCAAAGGAGUACAUUGCAGGCUUGAUAUCAAUAUCUGAAAUUCUGGUGUCAUUUACUACAGUCAAAAAUCAAUAUUCUGCAAACUCACAGUUAAAAUAGAAGUCAGCAACAGCAGCCUCAAGAGAAUCAUUACUUGACUUUGUUUUCAACACAACCGCUCAGUUAACUGGUAGAGUCCAAACUCGUUGCAAGACUUUAAGUAAAUUAUUUUUCUCAAAUAUGUUGUUGAACUAUAGAUAAGAAUAACUCUUAUGUAUACUAUUUCUAAAUUAUUGUAGGUCACGUCGCAUUUGGAUUGCGUCUAAAUUAUUCAUAUGCGAUUGUGAUAAGGGAAGUGUACAAUUAUAUUGUUAUCUUGGUGACUAAACAUGUGAGCUAUUAUAUUGCAGUUGUGUAUAAUUUGUUAGCCUAAUUAACAUUAUAUCAAUUAUUUUUAUGGUUUAGAAGGAUUUACUGGUCAUGCACCGAAUUUCUAGUUGCUAUUUCAUACGCGUCAUGCAUGUAAACUGGCAAUUCCUCAUUAUCAAAGGCAUACUCCUUGCUUACAAUUUUACCAUUGUCCUGCACCCGCUUGUUUUCUGGUUUGAUGCAGCGCCAGAACGACCAGCACGGUUUGGAAUCACAGCAACCAGACUUAAGGAACCUGGACACGUGUGCGGUGGUGAUCAGACAGUACUCAACCAACUCGGCUUUCCUCGCAAGGCGGAACGAGUGCGCCUGGUUCUUGAUUGUGUUCACGUCCUGCACAACAAUACCGAGCAGCAGACUCAUAAGAACGAUGGGAACCGCCACCAGGAAGAUCAAAAUGCAGGCCAGCGGGAAAACGCUGUAGAACCCAUUGGCGCCGACGAGCCAAGGCACCUCAAAGGAGCCUUCAGUCCCGUUCUGCCUUGAAAUUGACUUGAACAAAUCGCCGUACUCCAGCUCACCGACCAUCAUGGCGGCCACUUUGACCAACGCCGUGAAGAGGGAGGAAAAGUGCUCUUCGUCCCGGAAGUACAUGCAGAAACAGAUAAUGAAGCCGAGCAGGUAGACGCCGAAAGAAAGGAUCAGCUUGACGAACGACUUGAGCACAAAGUAGUACAUGUCGAUAUACAAGCCAAACAUGCGGAAUUCACCGAUCAUAACGAUAAAUUUAAACCAGCAAGCCAAGAAAACCAUGGGGCCGAUACUGUCCUUGAGCUCCUGGUCGCCUCGCCAGAAGGCCCACGCGCCUAUGUAGCAGAAAAUCUCGCAAUAGUUAUCAAA
Cloeon dipterum is the source of this 2515-nucleotide messenger RNA. Its product is annotated as alpha-ketoglutarate-dependent dioxygenase alkB homolog 6. Gene Ontology annotation, cellular component: nucleus. NCBI's taxonomy places the organism in Eukaryota, Metazoa, Arthropoda, Insecta, Ephemeroptera, Baetidae. Bases 114 to 839 code for a protein of 241 amino acids. The record is from RefSeq and is a predicted model, not a curated record. The transcript has 6 exons.